Molecule: messenger RNA, 895 nt
Organism: Eruca vesicaria subsp. sativa (arugula)
Lineage: Eukaryota; Viridiplantae; Streptophyta; Magnoliopsida; Brassicales; Brassicaceae
Source: the annotation of a GenBank genome assembly
GUGGAAAACCCAAAGAAUUAGGCCUUCGUUUCUUCAAACUAAAACCAAAUCAAACAAAACUCUUUGCUGUCUACUAAAUCUUCUUUGCCUAUAAAAUCAUUUGAUAUCAUUCUCUGUUUUCUCACAACACAAAUAAACAUUACUUAUAAACCAAAGCAAAAGAAGAGCAACUACAAAGAGAAAGAGAAUGGCUAACUUUGGAGCAGAACGAGUAUACCAAGAAUUUGAGCCUGCAACUAGAUGGAUCUCUGAACCAGACGUCGAGAUCCUUGUCGCUGAUCUUCCAGGAUUCAAGAAAGAACAAGUUAAGGUGGCUGUGACCUCAACAAGGAAGCUAAGACUAACGGGAGAACGUCCAACAGGUGGAAACAAAUGGAUUCGUUUCCACCAGGAGAUUCCCGUUCCUUUGACCGUUGAUAUUGACUCGGUUUCAGCUAUGUUCAAAGAUUACAAACUCUACAUCAGACAUCCCAAAGUCAAGACAGAAACCCCUCAAACUAAGCCACUAUCACCGGUCAAACCACCCACAAAACCCCAUGAUCAACAUGAGGCAAAACAAGUUCAGGGUUCUAAAGCAGCAACGGUCGAGAAGCCCAACGGUGGUAAAACCGAAAAACAUGAUGCACAGCAAAAAGCAGGGGAAGUACAGAGUGACAAAAAGGAAUUAACUGGUGAGCCUAAAGGACCUUUGAGUUCUAAGGAUGAGGAGAAGAACAAAGUUGGAGCCAAAUGGUUUGAGAAGUACAAAGAGGCAACUGGAAAUGUGGUAAAGGAAGCUAAGAGCAAAAGGGAAUUACUUUGCAAUUUGAGUGCUUCGAUUGUAUUGGUUCUGCUAAUCCUACUGUAUGCUAGAAAUGCAGUACGUUCAUCCCUCCUAGGGAACUCCGAGGAAUGA